Messenger RNA from Caretta caretta (loggerhead turtle), 2762 nucleotides. RefSeq names its product epithelial mitogen (gene EPGN). Gene Ontology annotation, molecular function: epidermal growth factor receptor binding; growth factor activity. Gene Ontology annotation, biological process: positive regulation of mitotic nuclear division; positive regulation of cell population proliferation; epidermal growth factor receptor signaling pathway. The record is from RefSeq and is a predicted model, not a curated record. Lineage: Eukaryota; Metazoa; Chordata; Testudines; Cheloniidae.
CCUGCUGAUCCCCUGUGCCCCUAUCCUGCUGGGUUUCAGGCUGUGUUAUGCUGACAUUAACUUGGAAUGAAUCCAGCAUAUUCAUUAAACUUCUGCACAUUUAUGAAGAGGAAAUCAUUUCUUUAAAACUAGUGUUUGAAAAACUCCAUGCUAAGGUGUCCAGCAUCUCUGUUCUGUUUUAGUUGGCAGUGUCGAUAUUAGUCAGCAAUAUUUACAUCACCUUAAACCUGCGUGCAAUGGGGUUUUCUCUUGUAAAUGACUGUAUGUUUAAAAAUGACGCGAUUACUGUUUUCAGACCAUUUUAUUUCUUCAGAUGUAACUUUCCCUCCUCCCCAACGUCUUUCCCAAUAGACUCCACCGAGGAACCUAUUGCGCUGAAGCUUAUACAAUCCUGUCUUGAAGAACACGACAGUUAUUGUAUUAAUGGCCUCUGUGCUUUUCAUAAUGAACUCAAGAAACCCAUAUGCAGGUGCCUGACAGGUUACAGUGGAGAAAGAUGUGAACACUUGACGUUAAAUUCUUACGCGCUUAAUUCUUAUGAACGCUAUAUUGCAGUGGGAAUUGGUGCUGGAAUGUUACUGAGUGGGAUAAUUGCUCUAAUCUAUUGCUAUGUAAGAAAGAGAUGCGGGAAGUUGAAAUCACCGUACAAAGUCUGAACCGGGGAGACAGCAUUGUGAAGAUCUGACAUAGGACACUUACCAAUUUGCCUGUAAAUUACAGGAGGUUCCGAGUUGAAAAAACUACCAGUGCCAACAAAAUACUAGCAGGUGCCACAGCUUGACUGAUAACCUGAGACAAUGGAAAUCAAAUAGCUGGUACCCAACUGGCACGCCUGUAGAACUGGCUGGCUUCACUCAUUUUGAUGAAAGCCUUCGUUGCUUUAAUAAAGGUUGUUGGGGGACUUAUCUGGGUGCAUUGAAAUGGCUGAGGAUCCUUCCCCUGUUCGACUACAGUUCACUUGUUUUUGGGAGGAGAUCUGACUUCUUUUAGCUGCUUUUGGAAACUUCAAGCCUUGAUUGUUCAACAGGGAAGGGCAUUCUGUGUGGAGGAAGACAACAAUAUGUCUCUCAGUGCUCUGAGGCAAAGAAUGGAGUUCACACACUGCCAAAGGCAAGAAGUCCAUCUAGCCAACUUCUGGUUUCCCAAUGGCCUAUAGUAUGGGUCUGGGCUGACAUGAAUACUGCAGAUCUCUCAAGUGGGUUAAAUGCAAUAUAUGCUUCUAUUGCCACAAUGGACAAAGGCAGCAAAGGCUUUGCACUGGGAAAUGGGUGAGUGAAAAAAGAUAUAAUUAAAACUAAGAAGAAUAAAGAUCAGAUGAUUUUGGAAAAAUAAUAAGGAGAAUGAGAGCAGUCCCAGAGAUCUUAGAGGACAAAGGGCUCCUGACGUUUUGAGAAGAAUAGAGCUCAAAUGACAUCUUUUUUCAAAUGGACUAUGAAAGUGUUCAUCGGGACAGCUUUGAUCUUCCAGUACAUCACACAGCAGCUCCCCACACUCCCAGACUUGUCAGUCAGGCAUCUUCUUGCCUAGUGAUGUGCACUGCUAGACAAGAGAAACAAGAUUCUAGUUGCUAUGGAAGUUGCAGUUUUGUUAUAAGGACUGUGACAAAGUUCCUAUUCUGCCUUGGUAGUUCCUGCGCUUAUUUGCAGAUUUGCUUGCCUCAGAGAUUCACGGCAGCCCUCACUUUGGCCACUUUUGCUGGUGGCUCAAACCUGCCGUUCACUCAGCUAACCUCAUCACUGGCCAGCCUGGGGAAAAAGGAAGGAGAACAAUCCCCGCAGUCUCUGCUGAUCCACCAUGUGCAUCGGGGAACAGCCCAGAGACCUUCCCCUCUGGUGGAACCCACAGUCCACGUCAACUCCUCCUGUGUCUGAUCAGGAGUUGGGAGGUUUGGGGGGAAGCCGGGCCCGCCCUCUACUCCGGGUUCCAGCCUAGGGCCCUAUGGACUGCAGCUGUCUAGAGUGCCUCCUGGAACAGCUGUGUGACCGCUACAACUCCCUGGGCUACUUCCCCAUGGCCUCCUCCCAACACCUUCUUUAUCCUCACCACAGGACCUUCCUCCUGGUGUCUGAUAAUGCUUGUACUCCUCAGUCCUCCAACAGUAUGCAUUCUCACUCUCAGCUCUUAGUGCCUCUUGCUCCCAGCUCCUCACACGCAUGCCACAAACUGAAGUGAGGUCCUUUUUAGACUCAGGUGACCUGAUUAGCCAGCCUGCCCUAAUUGAUUCUAGCAGCUUCUUAAUUGGCUCCAGGUGUCCUAAUUAGCCUGCCUGGCUGAAUUUGUUCCAGCAAGUUCCUUCUUCUUCUUCUGGAACUGCCCCUGUUACCUUAACCAAAGAAAAUGGACCUGCUUAAUCUGGAACUAAUAUAUCUGCCUUCUAACACUCUCCUGUAGCCAUCUGGCCUGACCCUGUCACAGGACUCACUAAUACAGUUCUACCCAGCUGACUUCGCUCUCAUGGAACGUGUAGUGUAUCACCAUUUAAACAAGAAUGAAAUGGAUAAAGGAAAUAUGCCCAGCUCCAACCUGCCAGAUUAAUAUUAUGUGCUUUCUUUUUCUUCUCACCCACAAGAUGCUUCAGAUGGGGAGAUUUGUUCUUGAGAUAGUGAAAUAAAAUAGAUUCAGAGGACAAUGGCUCUUGAAAGACUUUGCAGCUUCUAACUGUGAGUUUUGGAAUACUGGCGCUGAUCAUUUUCAGCAUUGCUCAGAAGGUUUUUUGUGUCAGGUGCUGCACAUUGUGGAUCCAGAUUUCAGCUGCAUUUAGA